Molecule: messenger RNA, 1988 nt
Organism: Corticium candelabrum
Lineage: Eukaryota; Metazoa; Porifera; Homoscleromorpha; Homosclerophorida; Plakinidae
Product: cytosolic purine 5'-nucleotidase-like
Exons: 24
Coding region: 72-1736 (554 amino acids)
Molecular function (GO): 5'-nucleotidase activity
Source: RefSeq, a predicted model, not a curated record
CAAUCUAUUGUCUCGGUUCAUUGACUGCAGUGUUGUGUGUUUGGUCGUCUUGUAGUUUUUGUUUCGUGCUCAUGGCGAUAAGAACGACGUCGUCUAGUGGAUCUACGAGAGAACCCAGAAGUCGGGUAUAUGUGAACAGAAGUCUGAAUAUGCAAAAAAUCAAAUUCUUUGGAUUCGACAUGGACUACACACUAGCAGACUACAAGUCCCCACAAUAUGAAGAGAUGAAUGUGCAGUUGGUCGUAGAACGAUUGAUAGACAUUGGUUAUCCUUCGGAGCUGCAAGAUUUGAAAUAUGAUCACAAAUUUGCUUGCCGUGGAAUGUUUUUUGACAAAGAUUUUGGCAACCUGCUUAAAGUUGACCAGUUUGGCAACAUACUUGUGUGUUAUCAUGGAUUUGAGCUUGUACCUAGUACGCAAGUCAGAGAGCUGUACCCAAACAAAACAGUCCAGGCUUCAGAUCAUCGGUAUUUUGUUUUGAACACUCUUUUCAACCUACCAGAGACAUACAUUAUUGCUGCACUGGUGAACUACUUUGACUCUCAUUCUGACUAUACCAAAGUAAAAAACGGGGUUGAAUGUGGAAAUGUGCUAGUGUCUUACAAAAGCAUGCACCAGGAUUUGAGAGCUGCCAUGGACUGGGUUCACAAUGAAGGUCAUCUAAAGGCUCGUACACUGGAAAAUGUGGAAAAGUAUGUGGUGAAAGAUCCUCGUCUCCCUAUUCUGCUGAAGAGAUUGCGUACUCAUGGUCGAAAAGUUUUUCUGCUUACCAACAGCGACUACCAUUAUACAGAUAGUGUGUUGUCUUACUUAUUGAGUGAAGAUUCUGAGCCCAGAGAAGAAACUACUGGUGGCAAAGUGUGGACCAGCUAUUUUGAUUAUGUUGUGGUGGAUGCUCAGAAACCAGUGUACUUUGAAGGAGGGACAACUCUUCGACAAAUAAAUGAGACUACAGGAAAACCAGGAAUGGGUGUGUUUUUAGGCAAAAUACAACAAGGCUCUAUCUAUUCUGGAGGAGAUUCAGAGACAUUUUGUGAAAUGAUUGGUGCCGUGGGAGAAGAUGUUCUAUAUAUUGGUGAUCACAUAUUUGGAGACAUUCUGAAGUCAAAGAAGCAGCAUGGUUGGAGGACAUAUCUUGUUGUGAGAGAGCUGGAAGAAGAUCUUGGAGUGCUGACAGAUGGAAGAGAUUUGUAUAACCAGUUAGCUCUCGUCGAAGAUGAGCUGGAGGAUGUUUAUAGAGACUUGGAUUCACACCAUGAAAUCUGCCCCAAUAUUACAUCGUACUUGCGUAGAAUGAAAGAGCUGGUAUUUUCUAUUGAUCAAAGACAAUCCACCAAACUUGGGAGCAUAUUUCGUAGUGGAACACGUCAGACUUUUUUUGCGAUGCAGGCCAUGCGCUAUGCAGACCUCUACUCUAGCUCUCCUCUCAAUUUGAUCAACUAUCCGUUCAGCUAUUUCUUUAGGGCCAAAGCACAGUUGAUGCCUCAUGAAACUGUCGUUGAACAUGAACACCACUCGAUGCAAGACUUGCUGACUGCUAAUGAGGACGUGGGAAAAGCUGCAAGUCCACCGAGAGAGAACGACUACAAACCACCUACUAGCACACCUGACACAAGCAGAAAAGCUAAGUUGCUCCACUAUCAGUCAUUUACUCAUGAUAUGGAUGAUGAGGAGAAUCAGUUUACAAGAAUGGCAAGUCUUGAUGAAUUUGAUGGUGAUGUCACACAGACGUCAUGAAUACCACAGAUCUCCUGCCUGAAAUUUUAUCUAGCCAUAGAUAUGUGCUUGGGAUUAUGUAUGCUUUAAUUAAGUAGAUAGACUUGCUAUUCUUGCUAGAACUGUUUAGCUGUCAACCUGAUGACCAACAACAUCGUUUAAGUUGCGGGUGCUUGGCUAACAUUUUUCUUAUUUGUGGUCACGUGACCUUUGCUACCAAACUCACCUCACCUUUGCGUUUAUUCAAGCAAGGAAAUAUUUAUUGGUUAGAAA